Messenger RNA from Pungitius pungitius (ninespine stickleback), 1247 nucleotides. It is a transcript of the gene opa3, whose product is annotated as outer mitochondrial membrane lipid metabolism regulator OPA3. The record is from RefSeq and is a predicted model, not a curated record. NCBI's taxonomy places the organism in Eukaryota, Metazoa, Chordata, Actinopteri, Perciformes, Gasterosteidae. The coding region runs from base 287 to 757 and encodes 156 amino acids. Gene Ontology annotation, biological process: regulation of lipid metabolic process. Gene Ontology annotation, cellular component: mitochondrion. The transcript is spliced from 2 exons.
UGCCCACUUUGGGACAAACCCACACACCUAUUGUGACUCACGUGUCUCAACAACGGCCGUCCGGGGAAAACUUGGCUCCACAAACUCAGCUCGCCGUUGUGACGCCCAUAGGACUUGCCACUGAUUUCUGGCGAUUGCCACGGACCUGCCAUUACUUGCCACUGCCACAGGGAGGAAAUCGCUGUCUCUCCAUUGCCGACGUCACACGUGAACACGUGGUCUAGUGGGUCACAAGUAUAACGUGAUCGCGUCACCGGGACGUUAUCCGCCGCACAUUUCCGCCAAGAUGGUUGUCGGUGCCUUCCCGAUCGCCAAGCUCCUCUACCUCGGAGUGAGGCAGAUGAGCAAACCUGUGGCGAACCGAAUAAAGGCAGGAGCCCGUAGAAGCGAGUUUUUUAAGACGUACGUCUGUCUUCCGCCCGCACAGAUAUACCACUGGAUUGAGAUGAGAACAAAGAUGCGGAUCAUGGGCUUUCGGGGCUCCACCAUCAAGCCCCUGAAUGAGGAAGCUGCUGCGGAGCUGGGUGCCGAGUUGCUGGGAGAGGCAAUCAUCUUUAUUAUUGGUGGUGGAUGUAUGGUGCUGGAGUACAGCAGGCAGGCCACUAACUCUCGCCGCAAAGAAGAGGAGCAGACCGAGACCAUCAUAAGCCUACAGACUCAAAUAGGAGAACUAGCACUUACCACAGAGACUCUAGAUGCUCAGUUGAGAGAAAUAAAUCGGCUACUACUGUCUUUGCCUGCUCCCACCAAAAAGUGAUGAAAUAAGCUGUGUGUGUGUGUGUAAGAAAGAAAAAGCGUGCACACAAUAGUACUGCCAUAUGUGCAGACCCCACUUCACACACAGCUCAUUAAGUUACCUGAAACAGGUGAUUUGUACAACAAAUGAGUGCGCUUGGAUUUUGGAUGUUGUUGUUGGCUCAUAUUUUGAGCGACGAUUUGGAAGGGGGAUUGCUAUGAUAUUCAUAGUGUAUUUCUAAGGUUUAUCUUGCAUGUUCAUAUAAUGAUUUACCAUCAAAUCAAAUGGCAUAUUGAAGUUAAUAUAUUUUACAACAGCUUUGUGAGCUUGAUUGGGGGCCAAACAUAUCAAACAAACAGGUCACAUUAGAUCAUAUGUGUCUGUCCUUAGAGUUUCCUGGAAAACUAUACUCAUGUCAUAAUUACAUUGUAAAUGUAUUUUAUGGUUCAUGCGCAUUAUAUGCAAUGACAAAUGUAAAAAGGAUGGUUUGAAAAUAAAAUGGUAAGCUGUC